Molecule: messenger RNA, 597 nt
Organism: Megalops cyprinoides (Indo-Pacific tarpon)
Lineage: Eukaryota; Metazoa; Chordata; Actinopteri; Elopiformes; Megalopidae
Product: cytochrome c oxidase subunit NDUFA4-like
Exons: 4
Coding region: 122-370 (82 amino acids)
Source: RefSeq, a predicted model, not a curated record
AGGCCCUCAGAUUACCAGGUUUCACUCAAAAUUCAGGGCUACGCUGCAAGUUUGACCGGGACACGGUUCACUCAGUUAUUGCUGUGCACUUUUGGGAGAAGAAAGUACAACCCGCAGCAGGAUGCUAGCUACUAUCAGUCGGCAACUCAGAACCCAUCCAGCAUUGAUUCCACUCUUCAUUUUCAUCGGUGGUGGUACGACAAUGUCCAUGUUGUACCUCGCUCGUCUGGCCCUGCGCAACCCAGACGUCUGUUGGGACCGCAAGAACAACCCUGAACCAUGGAACAAAAUGGCCCCCACUGACCAGUACAAGUUUUUCGCUGUGAACAUGGACUACAGCAAGCUGAAGAAGAAUGGCCCUGACUUCUAAGCGAACCUAUCCCUCUGCUUGCCAAUGGACCAAAGCAGACCUGCAGUCAUUAGGAUCCAAAAAAAUGACCCAAACAAAUGCAAGCUAACCGCACAAUUGAACCUAUGACACUCCACUGUGCUUUGUUUACAUAAAAUGUCUUUUUACCUUUUCCUUAAUACCCAUGGUUGUCUGUAGCAAUAAAAUAAAGAUAAUAAAGAUGGCAACCUCCUCCUGGUGCAAGAAAA